This is a messenger RNA of Stegostoma tigrinum, 4756 nucleotides long. RefSeq names its product adhesion G protein-coupled receptor F3a (gene adgrf3a). The transcript has 18 exons. Lineage: Eukaryota; Metazoa; Chordata; Chondrichthyes; Orectolobiformes; Stegostomatidae. Gene Ontology annotation, molecular function: G protein-coupled receptor activity. Gene Ontology annotation, cellular component: membrane. Gene Ontology annotation, biological process: cell surface receptor signaling pathway; G protein-coupled receptor signaling pathway. The record is from RefSeq and is a predicted model, not a curated record. The coding region runs from base 162 to 3395 and encodes 1077 amino acids.
UCAAAUAUAACUGCCAACACCCAUCAGUGAAGACAAGAAUUGAUCAAAACUACUCUAAUUGACUAAAUCCAGUGAAAAUCUCAAUCUUUUACCUGUUUUAACUGAACAACAGAUGAUCGGAAAGAUCUGAAACCUCUGUGUCAAAUAUAAAGAGCAAAACCAUGGCCAGGAUGUUCUUUGUGACUGUGCUUUACUGCCUUUUGCUGCCCCUUUUCCAGUCAAAGAUUGAGGAGAGUCAGUAUUGCUCAACACAGGGGUCAAUGGCCUCUGUUUAUUCACCUGUGAGUUCAACAAAUGAGGGAUUUUUUCAUGCAGAUUUGAAUUUGGAAAAGAGUCUGUUUGAGACUGUUGCUGCAUAUGUGGAAAGAAUAGUUCUCCCUAUUUUUGUUGCUAUUCCCGGAACAGACACUAAUAUCAUUAUAAGGAAACUCAACAUCAUAAAGGAAUGCAAUUAUUUGGACAACAAUGCAAAAUGCAUCUGCUUUGAUGAAGACAUGCAGAACAAUACAAAGUACAGUGUACCAUCUUCAGAAAUGCCCUGCGACACUAAUUGUAGCCAUCUGUAUAUGGAUGGAAUGAAAUUCUGUCCAGAAAAUGUGAAAAUUCUAACGAUGGAAGUUAAGGCAACAGGUUCAUUUAAACUCAGUGAAACUUCUGAUGCUGAAGACCAUAAGACAAAUCUGACCACAAUCCUUGCCAGCUCUUACAGCAACUUGGUUGGCUUCCGCUGUGUCAAAAUACUUCAGAUUCGAAAUAGAAACACAGUUGACUAUGAACUUACAGUCAAUGGACGGACAAAGUCAAAAAACUUAUGGAGUCACACCCAAGAUGUAGCUUAUCUGACCAAUCAGAGUUUCAAAGUGGAUUUAAAAUCCUUUCAAGUGAAGUCAACAGGACUGGUGACGAUUGAAAUAUCUCCUAAAAUCGUUCAUUAUAAGAAACCCCUAACUAUAAAUUGUACAAUUGAUGAUAAUGUAGAAUCCGUGAACUGGUUCAUUUUAGGACCUGGAGAUGAGGAAGAAGCAAAUAUUUCUGCACGUCAUUAUAGUUUUGAGAACAAUUCUGCAUCUAAUUCCAUUCUUAAAAUAAAUGCAACUUCAAUAUGGAAAGGUAAAUACUACUGUCGUUUUUAUUUCGCACGUGGAUCACUUGUCCAUGAAGCUAGUGGAGAUUCAAACAUUUACCUUCUUCCUGAGGAGAUCACAACAAUUCCAACACAAUACUCAGUUUCAGGAAAUGAGAGCAUCCCUGCCAAAUGUUGCAUCAAGGAUGAUGGAGAAAAUUAUGCUGUCACGUUGGAACCAAAAGGCAGCUCAGAUGGAGAUUCAGGUGAAUUGGAAUCAACUGUCAAUGGCACAAAGUGUUGGAAAUACGUAAUAAAUUUCAAUUUUGCAAACACUACUGUGUACAGUUGUACAUUCACAAAUAUGGUAAAGCAAAGCACAUCUGGAAUGAUAACUAUUUCUGUCCUAAAAGAGAAUGAAGCAUCAUGCAAGGGUGAACAGAUUGCAGGUUAUAAGUGGCAAACUACCGCAGCUGGCCAGUAUGCAGAAAGCAAUGACACCUGUGAAGAAGGAAAAGUUGGAAAAAUAAUAAGAUUUUGCAAUGAGGGAGGCAAAUGGAGCAAAGUGUUUGUCAACUGUACAAGCAAAACGCUCAUCAAAUUAUUGUUCUGGGCCCAGGAGCUAAGCAAUGGACGUGAUUCAACUUUCCAUGGGCUGCCAUUUGUAUUGAAAAACCUAACUGACUUUAAUGACAAGCAGGAGAACACUUUUCCAGAUAAUAUUGCUACAAUUAAAAUUCUGGAUACACUGACCUUAGCCACAGAGAGGUCAAAUUCUACAUUUAAUGAAAGUGUUAUGUCAGAUUUCUUCUCAAUAGCAAGCAAUGCAACACAAAACGAUGCAAAGAACAAAGAAAACAGUAGCAUCCAUUCAAGCUCAUUGAUGAGGUCUGUUGAAAAAUUCAGUGAAGCAUUUCAGGCUCCUCAGGAAAACUACAGUCUGAAUCUUCCAAACAUUAAGCUUAAAGGGCAAAUGUUUAACACUGUUCCCUCAAAAGGUUAUCGUGAGAUCUUUUCUGAAAAUUAUACAUCUACAGUAGAGAUAGAAAGCAACAGUUUGAAAGAUAGAGUAAAUAAUAAUUCUUUCACAAUAUCAAGCAUCCUAUAUUCAAACUUAGAUCAAAGUUUAUCUGCAAGAAACAAUCUACCAGAAGAUGUUAAAGAUUACUUUAUAAACAGCCUGGUCCAAUCAACUACAUUGAAAAUUAACAAUGGAACACAGAACAUGAACUCCAAGAUUACUAUCAACAUGUUUUUCUCUCCAAGAUCAGAGACAGGCAAUCCAAAAACUGCAAAGUGUGUAUUUUGGAAUUAUGAUCUCUUUGAAGGGGAAGGUGGCUGGUCAGAUGAAGGUUGCAAAUCAGUUGUUACUGAGAAAGGAACAAACUGUACCUGCACACACUUGACAUCAUUUACUGUGCUCAUGGCUGCAAAGAAAAUAAUUAUUCCAUUUCUUGAGGAAAUUACCUACGCAGGAUUGUUCAUUUCCAUUGGGUCCUUGAUAUGUUUUAUCACUAUUGAAGUUGUUGUGUGGAAAACAGUUGUCAAAAACAAUGUCACCUGUUUUCGUCACAUUACCCUCAUCAAUACUGCUAUUGCUUUGUUAUUUGCCCAAUUGUUCUUCCUGAUUGGUUCAAUUCAACCUGUUAAAGACAAUGAAACAUUGUGUACAAUUGCUACAAUUUUCACCCACUACUUUUUCCUUUCUGUAUUCUUUUGGACAUUGGCUCAAAGUUUAACACUUCUCUACCGGCUUAUCUUUGUUUUCCAUCAGAUGAGCAAGACAACCUUUAUGUCAUUUUCUUUUAUUCUUGGCUAUGUUUGCCCCUUGGCGAUAGUCAUUGCUGCAACGACAAACUUCAUCAGCAAAGGCAAAUAUAAGAGAGAAAACAUAUGUUGGCUAAAUGUCAUUCCAUUUGGAAAAGUCACUGCCUUUCAUACAUUUAUCGUACCAGUUGGAUGCAUUAUUGGAAUCAAUAUGUUUAUCCUGACAGCGGUCAUUGUGAAAAUAAUGAGGCCAUCUGUAUCAGAAGGAAAAAACAAGGAGGAUAAAGAAACGCUUAAGAAAAUCAUUAAAGCUGUCCUUAUUCUAACACCAACUUUUGGAUUGACUUGGGCCGUUGGAUUUCUCUUAACUGAGAAUGCUCCAUAUUUUCUCCACUACGCAUUUGCUAUUUUAAAUUCAGUUCAGGGUUUAUUUAUUUUACUAACUUCCAGUUUCACAGAAACAAAGGUACGGGCAGCCUUCAUAAAGCACUUUAAGUCAAUGACUUUUCAAAGUACAUCUGAGAAUGUCUACUCAAAAACAACAGCUCAUUCAAUUCUAAAAUAAGGUUAGACAGAAUGGAAAAUCGGAAGUUCUACACCAAUACACUUGGCAGUUCCUUUGAUAAUUCCCAUAAUACAUUUCUUAGCAAAUAGCGUAUAUGUAUAUAUAUAUAUAUAUAGGUUAUGGCUUUUUCAAUAUUUUGGAAUAUCAGACAGAAAAUAAGGAACCAAUUGAAAUGUCUUACCGUGAGUUGUGUUUUGUUUUAUUAAAUAUUAGCUCUAAUCCAAAAAUGUCAAACUUCGUGUGCUAGAUCUAGAUGUGUAUUUUACAUAAAUGUGACUUAUUUUGUCAUUUUAUAUCAUAUUAUUCAAAUGUUAGAACUCAAUGAGAAUGAAGCGUGGACAUAAAUGUCUCCAGUAUUCGUAAAUGGAAGUUCAAAUGUAAACAGCAGCAAGGUUGUUUAUCUUUUUUUCUGUAGAAUCAUCUGUUUGAUUGGAGGCUUUGAUUUUAAUCACUGACCUGAUUUGUCACUAUUGUAUGAGGAAAAGGAGGAUAUAUAUGGUUCUGAUUGACUAGCAGACAAGGACUAUUACAAUUUGUGAUGUUGGACCAAUUACAGGUUCAAUGAUUCCGUACAAAUCUACAAAUAGCUUCCACGAAAACAAUUUGAUUCGAUUUCUAAUUGGCAUCAAAGCUGAAUUUUAAGUGAAGAUUAUAUACACAUCUUUUGAUAUUAUUACUCGAUGAAGAAAAAAUGGAAAUAAGAAUUCCUUCUCAGCUCAGAUAGUUCUCAAGUUCACCAAGCACUUAAUAAGAAAUUCAAUUUCUAGUCUUGAGGACAUCUGAGUCCUACAGAACUUCAGUUGCAAAUCAGCCAACCUGAAAUUGUUCAUUUUCCAAAGAAUAAAGGAAAGCACUUGUCCAAAAUCAUUCUUAUCUACCUAUUUUAAUCCAAACUACCUGGCUUUAAGACACAUUCCACACAAGCAAUAUUAUUUUAAAUUGUCUUAUUAGUAGCAGAGGGCAAGGUAAAUAAUUUGCAAUGAAUAGCACAGAAUGAGGAACAUCAUUGUUGAAGCAAAAUCGCAUUAAGGUUCGAUGUGCGAUUUUAAUUGCAUGGUAUUUAGAUUAAACAUCAGGGAUGUAAAAUUAUGUUGAAAAAUUAAAACAUUUUAGCAAAUUUGUUGGGAAAAGAAUUUUUCUUGCUGUUUCAUAUGCUUUACAAAUCAAUUAAUAAAGUAAGUAGUCUACUUGAAAAAAGUAAAACUUUCAAAUAUCAUGAAAUUACCUUUACUAUUUCAUAUAGAUGCAAAUGUGUGUGCUUCAGCCAUGUUAUAAUAUUCAGGUGAUGGGAUAAAAAUAACCAUAUUUUCAGCAUUUAACAUUCUAAAGAAUCAAUUAAAUGACAAUGAUUUAAUAACCUA